AUGUCAACACUAUUUCUUUCGAAUUUGAGUAAAAAUUAUAUUGGAUUAUUGGAUGAUAUUAAUGUGGAAUCGGACGAUUUACAAAUGGAAGAAAUUGAAGUUUGGACCAUGUUUCGGAUUAGAUCUUUUGAUUUGUCAUCAAAUGAACUAACAGAUUAUGAUCCAUAUCGUUGUUGUUGUCAGAAAGAUCAGGAUAAAUGA
Molecule: messenger RNA, 201 nt
Organism: Funneliformis caledonium
Lineage: Eukaryota; Fungi; Glomeromycota; Glomeromycetes; Glomerales; Glomeraceae
Source: the annotation of a GenBank genome assembly